AUGAGAGCCUCUUUUCUGAUCAGUCGCAAGCAGCCGUGGAUGGGGCAGCUGCUGCUCAUGGCGAGGAACAAGGCCCUCACGCUCCUGCUGAAGCUGUAUAGGCGGACUCCCAUCUUCAGACCGCGACACCUGCCAGGAAGGAAUCAGACUCAGAGCGCUGGACCUGGCCGGGAUGCAACGAUCAGGACCUCUGCCAAAAACACGAACCUUUCCUGUCGUAUUUCCCAUCUCACCAUGUUUGGCGGCCUCGUGCAUCUGGAUGUGCUAAGUGAGGACGACUACCUCUAUGAGGUCAGUGACGUGGAAAUCGGAUCGGACGGAGAAAUUUUUCUGGACAUGCACAGCCGGCGGAGACAGGGCAACUUCGAGCUGGCUCUAAUGGCGGGCGGGCAACUGGACGUGGACUCCGAGGAAGACGAAGAAUUCGACGAGUGCGACUGCGAAGGAUAUGUGCGCUACGUGGAGUACGGGGAGUGCAAGGGGGGGAGCGAUCUAGUGCGGACGGAUGGACGAAUGGAGUCUUUGGAAAGAUCUCAGCUGCCUGCCGCGCCACCAGGUUCUUUCACAAAGCGAGCCAACCUCCCCAUCUAAGCCGUGAAGUAUGGCAACGCCGCAAUGCCGACAAUUGGUACUCUCGUUUGGCGCCAAUACUAACGACAACAAUGUAAAACACUAGAGCACUCUGGCGAGAGGGCACGUCAAGUGCAGAGAGAGUCCGGACCCGAGUCGGAAAGGGGGCGGGGGAGCCCGGGCGGUCGGAGAGUGUGCACAAAAACAUUUGCCGGCUGCUUAGUUUUUUUGCCGGUGCAAAAAGUCGAAUGCGAGCGAACGCUGAAAGCUUCCACUCUCCCUCCGCGAUUUAGAUUCAGAUUCAGAUUCAAAUUCACAUUCACAUUCACGUUCGCACUCAGAUUCCGAUUUCGAGUUCGACCUCCCCCUCUGGCACUACGGUACCUCAUCAGCGUCAUCACCAUCGCAAAGUCACACACGGCGUAUACAUAAUCCAAAUAAAAGCAAACAUUAAA
This is a messenger RNA of Drosophila simulans, 1025 nucleotides long. RefSeq lists its product as uncharacterized. Lineage: Eukaryota; Metazoa; Arthropoda; Insecta; Diptera; Drosophilidae. The transcript has a single exon. The record is from RefSeq and is a predicted model, not a curated record. The coding region runs from base 1 to 591 and encodes 196 amino acids.